AUGACAAAGCUUUUCUCACGGGGACCUUGGACUUUAUGGCGACAGCCAUUUUUCACCGCCCGUGAGAGGAUCGCGGAUGGAAUCGAUAUUCCGUCCGCACAUUCCCCAAUCUUCGAUUUGGAGUCUUUCUUCUGGGCCCUAGUCUACGUUCCACUUCACUCUGACACACAGGGUGGUACCUCCAACACACGCGAUGCGUCUAUCUUCAGGUCUCUUUUCGGAUCAUUCCCUGCUUCAGAGAGCAAGCGGUCUGCCUUUUUGUGGUCAAAUGGGGCUUCGGAAAACAUUUACAACGCACAAUGCUGUCUCUCACCGCUGAAGGACUUGUUGAGAAGACUUCUGGACUUUCUCCGUGAUUAUCAUCAGCAAUCUUUGGAAGCAAUGAACGGGAAGGAAGGAGAAAUCAGAAAGGCAGGGUUCAUCGGCAACAGCCGAACGAUCAGGAAGGGCGGAAAGGGCGGAGAGGGCACGGAGGGCAGGGAAGUAGGGAAGGUAGAGAUGGUAGAGAAUGCCGGAGAGGUGGAGAUGAUGUGUCCUUGGACCGAGGGCGAGGAGAACAUGGCUGUUGACGAGUUUAUCGAGAUCCUCGGCAAUUAUGUACGAGAGCAGGUGGAGGGUGGGCGUGAAUGA
This is a messenger RNA of Cryptococcus wingfieldii CBS 7118, 630 nucleotides long. RefSeq lists its product as hypothetical. NCBI's taxonomy places the organism in Eukaryota, Fungi, Basidiomycota, Tremellomycetes, Tremellales, Cryptococcaceae. Bases 1 to 630 code for a protein of 209 amino acids. The record is from RefSeq and is a predicted model, not a curated record. The transcript is spliced from 2 exons.